This is a messenger RNA of Ricinus communis (castor bean), 1950 nucleotides long. Its product is annotated as CBL-interacting serine/threonine-protein kinase 9. The coding region runs from base 304 to 1632 and encodes 442 amino acids. NCBI's taxonomy places the organism in Eukaryota, Viridiplantae, Streptophyta, Magnoliopsida, Malpighiales, Euphorbiaceae. Gene Ontology annotation, biological process: signal transduction; protein phosphorylation. Gene Ontology annotation, molecular function: protein kinase activity; ATP binding. The transcript is spliced from 15 exons. The record is from RefSeq and is a predicted model, not a curated record.
AAAAAAAGAGAAAAUAGCAGACACGGAAACACGGAGUAUAUCGAGAAUUGAGUGGAGUGUGGAGAGAGUAGAUACAAAUAUAGGUAUAUGGUCCCACGUCAUCCUGACCUGUGGGCUCCACCGCCACCAGCGCCACCUCUCUUCUCCUCCUCAGCUUCUUCCUCUGGUCUUUUUCCCUUUGCAAACCAGAAACAAAAACCGUAGCUUUAGAAAAUUGAAAAUCCUGGGGGCAGCAAAAGCCAACAAAAGUAAAACCAUUAGCGCAUCAAUCCCUAACCUUAGCACACAAAUUGGUCGGAGAGAAUGAGUACGAGGACACCUGCGACGCGGACUCGAGUAGGCAAGUACGAGCUAGGAAAGACUUUAGGGGAAGGCAGCUUUGCUAAGGUUAAGUUCGCUAAGAAUGUCGAAACCGGUGAUAGUUUUGCCAUUAAAAUCAUCGACCGUGAGCACGUUCUCCGUAACAAGAUGGUUGAACAGUUAAAAAGAGAAAUAUCGACGAUGAAGCUGAUUAAGCAUCCAAAUGUUAUCAAAAUCUUCGAGGUUAUGGCAAGCAAAACAAAGAUUUACAUUGUUCUUGAGUUUAUUGACGGCGGCGAGCUUUUUGACAAAAUUGCAAGACAUGGGAGACUUAAAGAGGAUGAAGCCAGGAGAUACUUCCACCAGCUUAUUAAUGCUGUGGAUUAUUGUCACAGUAGAGGCGUUUUCCAUAGAGAUUUAAAGCCCGAGAACCUUAUUCUUGAUUCCUAUGGUGUUCUUAAAGUUUCAGAUUUCGGUUUGAGUGCGUUGUCCCAACAAGUGCGGGGGGAUGGGCUGCUUCACACUGCCUGUGGAACCCCAAACUAUGUUGCCCCUGAGGUCCUGAAAGACAAAGGUUAUGACGGCACAGCUUCUGAUGUUUGGUCUUGUGGGGUCAUUCUGUAUGUACUUAUGGCUGGAUACUUGCCUUUUGAUGAACCAAACCUUAUGGGUUUGUAUAAAAAAAUUAUCACUGCGGAUUUCACAUUUCCAUCGUGGUUUUCAUCUGGUGCAAAGAAAUUGAUAAAGCGCAUUCUUGAUCCAAACCCUCUUUCACGGAUAACCAUUUCUGAAAUUUUAGAAGAUGAAUGGUUCAAGAAAGGGUACAAGCAAACUCAAUUUGAGUGGGAAGAGGAUGUAAAUUUAGAUGAUGUUGAUGCUGCUUUUGAUGACUCUAAGGAACAUCUUGUAACGGAAAGGAAGGAGAAACCUGUGUCCAUGAAUGCUUUUGAGCUUAUUUCCAAGACCCAGGGCUUUAGCCUCGAAAAUUUGUUUGCAAAGCAGCCGGGUGUUGUGAAACGAGAAACCCGUUUUGCUUCCCAUAGCCCUGCUAAUGAAAUUAUGUCCAAAAUCGAGGAAGCUGCAAAGCCUCUGGGCUUUAAUGUUGACAAGCGAAACUACAAGAUGAAGCUUAAGGGCGACAAAAAUGGGAGGAAGGGUCAGCUUGCUGUUGCCACUGAGGUGUUUGAGGUGGCACCCUCAUUGCACAUGGUGGAGCUCCGUAAAGUUGGUGGUGACACAUUGGAGUUUCACAAGUUCUAUAAAACUUUCUCGUCAGGGUUAAAAGAUAUAGUCUGGAAGUCAGACAGAACCAUUGAAGGACUGAAGUCAUAACAGAGAAUGUCACGUUGCCUCCAUUCCUUGUUAAUUCUUAGUUAUUUUUCUUUUUAGCAGUAUUACAUUUAUACAUUUAAAAAUGGUCCUCAAAGUAAGCAAGCUGUUUGUGGGCGCGGCAGUUUCAAGUCAUCCAUGGCGGUGUUGCAUCGCCCCCAAUUAAUGUUAUCAUUCUGCCAACCUUUUUAUGCUCUCUCCAGUUGAUUUUUUUAAAACAAAGCUACCAAGUUCUUACAGUAGAGGACAGUUCAUUUAAUUGGAGGACUCCCACUGUUAUAUUUAAUCAAUGAACUGAUGGAUUCGUCUUUUCAGAACUCA